Messenger RNA from Biomphalaria glabrata, 2423 nucleotides. Its product is annotated as POC1 centriolar protein homolog A-like. The record is from RefSeq and is a predicted model, not a curated record. The coding region runs from base 376 to 1695 and encodes 439 amino acids. The transcript is spliced from 14 exons. Gene Ontology annotation, cellular component: ciliary basal body; centriole. NCBI's taxonomy places the organism in Eukaryota, Metazoa, Mollusca, Gastropoda, Planorbidae. Gene Ontology annotation, molecular function: protein binding. Gene Ontology annotation, biological process: cilium assembly.
UGAAAAAAUUCAAAACAAGAACAGACCUGAUAAAUUAAUUAUAGACUAAGACUUCGAUCUAGAUCUAUAAUCUAGUCUAGAUCUAGUCUUGAUAUACACUGAAUGUUUUGUUUAAUUUGCUAAGACCGUAGUCUCUAGAUCUAGACUAGUCUAUGAUAUAGAUCUAUCUAGAGUAAUCUAGACUAGAUCUAGUCAUAUUGACCAAUGAUCAAUGUGAAUGUUUAUGUUACUAUUACCUCAAUACUUGUCGUAACUUGAGACUUGAGUGUAGUGUUACGUGUAGACUAGUGUAGACGUAGACUGUACUGAAAUCACAGUCACUCACAGUGAAAUAGCAAAUUCAAAUACUCAUAUUUAACAAUACUUAUACGGAAAAUGACAACCUUGGAAGAUCCAUCAUUAGAACGCCAUUUUCGAGGCCACAGAGAUGUAGUCACAUCAGUGGACUUCAACCCUAAUAUGACUCAGUUGGCUUCCAGUUCACUGGACAAUAACUUGAUGGUCUGGAAUUUCAAAGCUAAAAUGAGAGCCUACAGAUUUGUAGGCCACAAGGAUGCAGUCAAUUAUGUCAAAUUCUCCCCAUCUGGUCACUUGGUAGCGUCUGCAUCUAGAGAUAAAACUGUGCGGCUGUGGAUACCUAGUGUAAAAGGAGAGUCUACAGUAUUUCGAGCUCACACAGCAACAGUCAGGAGUGUGGAGUUUUCUCACGAUGGCCAAGCCAUGGUCACAGCGUCUGAUGACAAGACUGUCAAACUCUGGACAGUACACAGACAAAAAUUUAUGUUUUCUUUGACACAACACAGCAACUGGGUGAGGAUAGCCAAAUUUUCACCUGAUGGACGAAUAGUUGCUUCAGGAAGUGAUGAUAAAACAGUUUUACUCUGGGACCUCAACAGUAAGCAGCCAACACAUACAUUCCAUGAGACUGGAGGUUUUGUCAAUUAUGUAGACUUUCACCCCAGUGGUACUUGUAUAGCUACAGCAGCUACAGAUGGCAGUGUCAAGGUAUGGGAUAUCCGUGUCAACAAAAUUCUUCAAAACCAUACAGCUCAUGCUGGUGCUGUCAAUAAACUUUCCUUCCAUGCCAGUGGUAACUACUUGUUGACUGGCUCUGAUGAUGCUACUUUAAAAAUAUUUGAUCUUUUAGAGGGAAGAAUAUUCUACACACUUCAUGGUCAUCAGGGACCUGUUUCUGCUGCUACCUUCUCAAGAAAUGGUGAAUACUUUGCCUCUGGAGGACAUGAUGAGCAGGUAUUGGUUUGGAAAACCAAUUUUGAUGUGCUGAAUAACAGUCAAAGUCAAAAGAAGCUUAACCGGUUGAUAGAAAAACCUCUCGUUGAAGACAUUCCACCUAGACAAGACUAUUCAUCACAUAGAAAUUCGGAAGAAAAUACGGUUGAUGCACGCCAACAAAUUCAUAAAUUAGAUGACAUAACGCAUGGUAUAACAAAUGUUGGACCAACUCAUCUGAAAUCAGAAAUGGAUGAUAAGUGCUGGUCUCACGUGGACAGUGACACACCAGAGGUUUCCUCUGAGGCAAAGCCUGCCACAGCUCUACAGCCUCAGUUAGUCCUAUUCAUGCAGCAUGUGGCUAGCCAGCUGGACAUUCUAACACAGACAAUUUCCUCCCUUGAAGAAAGAGUCACAAAAACAGAAGACAAACUGGCAGAGUGUUUGAAAAUCAAAAAUGACUAAGAGGAUACUGACACUGAGUGAAAUAUGUACACUAGCCAUACAAGUUAACACCUUCACUGUCAAGAGAUUAGCUUGAUAGUAACAAGCAGAAAGUCUUGAUGAUAAAUAGAUUUAUGUAUUAAGCCAAGUACUGAAUAUAGUUGUAUGCAUGGAACCAAAUAACAAGUGUAAUUCAAUUAAAAAGGAACAACUAUUGAAUGUGUUAUUUUAUAUGAAAUGAGUAAAGUAAUUGUUUACCUUGUAUCAAUCAACUUUAGAAUCCUCCUACCAAGCAAGACAAGAAUGUAUGCUAUUUAUGAUAUAUGUUAUACUUAUGUUAACAUAAUUUUCUUUGUAUAGUAUUUAUUAGUUUUUAUCCUCACUAGACUUAUUCAAAUUCAUAUUAUAUCCUUUUUAAAGCAAAAAUAAAACAUGAGCAAUGUACAUAAUUUUUUUUUUACUAGCAAAGUUUAGAGAACAUUUUGUGUAUAAUAAAACUAUUCUAAGGAUGACUGGCUCAAUCAUUUUAAUUUUUUCUCUCUCCUUACUUAGACCAACAUUUUCUUUUUGUUUGUACAUGGGCUGCUCAUCAGACACAAAAUAGUUUCACUACUUUUACUUUGUAUUCCGUCCACUUGAUGACAGUGUAGACACUAUAAAUAAUGUAGUGUUGUUGUUUUUAUUUGCUCUGUAUAUAACUGAACAUUACUUUUUAAAAACUCCAAUCAAUAAAACAUUAAUGAAAUGUA